AUGAUGGUAAUGAAGUCAAGAUCUAUAUGUUUUAAGUCCACAAAUGGUCUUGAUUCUUUUUCUUCAAAAGUUGAGGAGCAACCCUAUACUAUCACCAUGAUAAAUUCUGACCAGUCGAAAAGAAUUUCUAUUCUUGAGAAAUUUAGUGUUUCUCUCUUCCUGGCAUUUUGCAUGAUCCCAGAUGAGUCCAUUCCGAAGCAGUUAGAGGUUUAUGUACUUAUUGAAUCACUUAAAGCACACUUCUCUCCUUCAAUAUAUGGUUCAUUCAUAGAGUUGUUGAACCAUAUGGGCACAUUGCUUGUAACGGGUAAAUUGGGGGUCUUAAACUCCUCUCAUCCUCCCAAUAUUGAUUGGGUUGUGCCAACACAUUCUACUUUUGGCAUAUCCAUUGUUUCAAAAAUUGAUUUGGUUGAUCUUGAAGUUGACCUUGAAUAUUGUGGAGAUAGCAGCUCAAAACUCAUGGUUUCCUUACAAAAAAUGGUCUUAAGGUAUGUUUCUACAGAAUUUGAGGAAUUUUUGGUCAGUAUGAAGUCUUUAAUCAUCUGUGCUAAUAAAAUGAAAGAAGACAGACAUGUGCUUUUAUCUGGGAAUUUAUCUUCUCCUGGUGCUACAGUUGGAGAAGACUGUGUUCCUGGACCAAAUAUUGAAUUUGAUCAAUAUUCUGAUAUGGCUAUGCUAGCUGAUUCAUGUUUAGUUAUGCAUUAUGAAUCUUCCAGAACUAAUUUGGUUUGUCAUAGGAUUUUUAUGUGCUUAAGUAACAUUGAUAUCCACUGCUACCCUCAUAUUACUGGAGUGCUCAUUGACUUCUUUCAUAGGUUGUCUGCCUAUACUAGCCGUUUUAAUAAAUCCUCUGCCAGUAAUACUGUGGACUUUUCAAAAAUAUUCUCAAGGUUGGAGUUACAAAAAUUUGGCUUCUCAAAUUAUUUUGAAUUUGGUUCCAUUGAUUCUGCUUGCAUUCCAAUUGACUGCUUUCCAUUUGUUACAAUUCACAAUUCUGGUUCUCUUGGUAAUCUAGAGAGCACACUCAUACAUGGCAUUGCUGACUGGAAAAAAUAUCUUAUUGUGAGGGACAGACAAAUAGAAAAUUUCAGCAUAAAUAUGAGAAGAGGGCCCAAAAUUUUCCAAGUCUCUCCCCCAAAAUCCAAAUCUGAUUUUGGAUGUUUGCAAGAAUCGGGGACUGGCGGCAACUGUGAUAUUUUCUAUACUGAGUUGCACCUUUUUGGAAUAAGAGCACAUUUUCAUGACUCAUCAUGCAUUGUUGGGACAAUCGUGGUGCCUACAUCCAAGUCUUCUCUAUUAUUCUGUGAAGACAGUAUGGAUAUAUUGUCUUCUUCUGAAGGAUUGGCUCUUACAUCAUCUUGGGCCCCGCAAAAUUUUCAAGAUUAUCUAUGGGGUCCCGCUUCACCAAAUCUGUCUCCUAUUUUAAAUGUACGGGUCAGGAGAGGACACAAUAUGUCUGCAACUGCUGAUCUAGAAAUAAGCAUUGGCAUUCAGCAUGUCAACUGCAUGUUACCAUCUGAAUAUCUUUCCAUUAUCAUUGGUUACUUCUCAUUAUCUGAUUGGAAUGGUGCCUCUGGUGAUCAGUGUUCCUCUGAAGAGCAGAGUGAUAUAGAUGUUAAAAGUGAAAUGAAAAUUACAUAUAAAUUUGAAGUCUUGGACUCUAAUCUUAUUUUUCCAGUGGAAAGUAAUCGACAUCAGUUUAUAAAGAUUGAAAUGUCACAGCUUUAUUGUAGUUUCAUUGAGAAUUCUGGUGUUGAUGAUGUAUUAAAGAAUAUCCCUCCUGAAUGUGCAGUUCCUAUUCAUAAGCUCGCCAAAAGAAACAAUUGUCUAAAUGUGUUUGGGCGAGACUUGUUCGUAUCUUUCCUUCUUUACAAGAGCGAUUUACUUGGCUUAGCAACAAUUGGAUGGAAUACAGAAUUUCUAACCAGUGCUUUAAUUGCACCCAUAAAUGCAGAUAUUUGGGUUAGAAUUCCAUAUGAAAGCAAAUCUGAUUGCAAAAGCACUUCAUCAAUAUGUUUCAUGACAAGCAUCAAGAGUUGUCAUAUUGUUGCAGAAGAUUGCUAUUUUUUUGAUGGAUGUAUGGCCAUAUGUGAUGUUGUUGAGGAUUUUUCCUUGGUUGAUGAUCAAACCAAAUAUUUCAAGUCAGAUGUUCUGCAAUUCCUUCACUCAAAGAGAAGCUUAGAGGCAACUCAAACUAUUUCUCCGACACUGAUGGCCUCAACUAUAUCAACAGAAUUUAAAUGUUGCACACAAUCUUUAGUUAUAAGCUUCUGUGAAAAAAAAGAAGAUUAUGUGGAAUUAAUAGCCAAGGGUGAUCUGGGGUUUAUUUGUUCUGCAUGCAUAAUAAAUGAGUCCUUGGUAUAUUUAGAUCUGCGUUUCUCUACCUCAGUGUUUUACUCUCCACAUCAUUCUGUUUUAGCAAAAUGCAACCCAUCCUCCUUUUCCAUUUCAGUACUUCGUAUCUCUUUUUCUCAAUCUAUUGAUGGGAGAAAUGAAAUUGGCAUUUGUCUUUCUUCUGUUGAUAUUUGGCUUCAUUUGGCUGAGUGGACCAAGGUUGUUAAAUUCCUUAAUAAUUUCCAUGUACAUUCGGAAAAAGCCCCAGAGAAAUCUAUGACAAAUAGUUUGUCCAUGAAUGCUACUGAAAGCACCUCAGUACCUUAUACCUCAGAAGAGAUUAAGGAUGAUCUCGUAAUAAUUAAGUCAGAAAAUGUCUGUAUUACAUUUCACAUCCCUGUUUGGAUUGGCGAAGAAGCUUGUGUGGAAUUACAGCAUGCUGAAGGUCUCAAUGUGACACCUUCAAGUGUAUCCUCUGAUAUAGUAGAAUUCAAAGAUGCAAAAUUUUUUACUGUUGCUUUCAACAUGAAUGGUUUUGAAUUAAUCAUAAGAAGCAUGGGUAUCCAAUUGAAGUCCAUGAUGGAUAAACUAAGUGGUGUAAUAUUGAUAGUUGAGAAUGGAAGGCAUACAUCUAUGCCACUUUUUGAUGUAAUUGAGGUUGAUGUGGAUGUUGUACUAUGUAAGAAUCAUACGAAUGCCAUCAAACUGAAUGUGGAGAUUCUAUGUGAUAAUUCACAUGUAUGGAUUUCGCAUCCUGCCAUUCAUUUAUUUGGAGCUGUAAAAUUUUAUGUUCCAGAAUCAGGAUCUUCUCAACAUUCAACCGAUGGAUUUACUUUCAAAUUCCGCAUGAGGAAGGUUUCUAUUCUACUAACAGAUGGAAGGUGGAGCUAUAAUGGACCUGAGCUUGAAAUUCUUGUCAGAGACAUCUUGUUUCAUACAAUUUCAAGUGGAAAGCACAUAGAAUGUUCUGUCAACGGUGACCUUCAAGUGUCAUGGGAGCCUUUUAUGGAGCCUUGGCAGUUUCUGUUAACUUUAGUCAGGGAACAAGACAGUGUUCUGCCGAACAGGCCUGUUUCAACAAAUAUCAUUCUCAAAUCUACAACUCAGCUGAACAUUAAUAUCACAGAAUCCUUAGUUGAGUGUUUUUCACGCGUUAGAGAGAUUUUCUUUGAUGCUCCAGGUCUAAUGGGACUGGAUGACCAUAAAGGCGACAAACUUUUGCAUUCACCAUGUGCCGAAUACAUGUCUGCUAGAACAUGUCAUGCCCCUUAUGUUUUGCAAAACUUGACUUCUGUGCCUCUUUUAUAUCAUGUAUAUGACAGGCUUGUCAAUCCUGAUGAGCUUCGUGGUUCAAAUGAGAAUCAUGCAAAAUAUGUGCAACCAGGUUCUUCAAUUCCGAUAUACAUGGAUGAAAAUACUGAAAAGAAACUUUCACGUUUCAGGCCUUCUCACUCUUCUGAUAGUUUAAAUGAGCAAAGGUUAAAUGGAUUUGCUCAUCAUUAUAUUACUGUACAGCUUGAAGGAACUUCAAGGUCGUCUGAUCCUAUUUCAAUGGAUUUAGUGGGACUAACGUGCUUUGAGGUUAAUUUCUCCAAGACCUAUAAUGAAACUGCCGAGGAUGGUUGUCUGAAUACAGCCCCUACUUUUGUUGUUCCGGUUGUAUUUGAUGUUUCAGUGUUGCGCCAUAGCAAAUUAAUUCGAAUAUACUCCACUGUUGUGCUUCUAAAUGCAACCUCAACACCUCUUGAGCUGCGGUUUGAUAUUCCAUUUGGUGUGUCACCAACGCUAUUAGGUCCAAUACAACCUGGGAAGCAGUUUCCACUUCCACUACAUUUGGCUGAAGCUGGCUGUGUAAGGUGGCGACCGAUGGGGAACUCUUACUUGUGGAGCCCAAUAUAUGUUACUGUAGAGAAAGUGAUGGAUGCAUAUUCUGGUAGUAGGGAACUAGUCUUUUUCGUUCCCUUUAUUUUAUAUAACUGUUCGGGUUUUCCCAUGUGUGUAACGGAACACACGGGUGAAAUGAAUGAAAAGGGAUUUGUCAUCCCUUCUUAUUGUGAUCUGGGUGAAAAUGAAAUGUUAUCUUUUAAAAAGGAUGGUCUUUCUUUGUUUACAUCCAACCAUGAAUUACCCGCAGAAGUACCUCAUAACCCAAGGAGUUAUAUGAAGAAUCAUACCAUUUCUUGCAGAGAGGAUGAUAGUGCAAACUCUAUUGGAAAUUACCAUAAAAUGUUGGGAAGGCAACAAAGCAAAGUUGAUUCUGUAUUUCGAAAUUAUUCUUCAGGAAGAUUGAAGAGUACACUGAGCUCAAGCAUACAGUCCACUUGGAAGUAUUCAGGUUCUGGUAAUCAUGAGCAUGAAAAGGUUCGGCCAUGCAUUUAUUCUCCAAGCCCUGAUUCCUCUGUAAAUGAUGCUUUUGUUAAAGUCAGUAGACGUUUUCCUGAAGAUGUUAAGGAGCAGUUGCCAUAUUCCUUAUGGUCAAAUCCAUUUUCUCUGCUACCACCAAGUGGUUCAAGCACUAUCCUUGUUCCUCAGUUGACUUCAAAUUCUGCAUUUAUUCUAGCUAUGACAUCGAACUCAGUUGCUGAACAAUAUGCUGGGAGGACAAACGCAAUCACUUUCCAGCCUAGAUAUGUAAUCAGCAACGCAUGCAGCAAGGAAAUAUCCUACAAGCAGAAAGGCACUGAUGUCAUGUUUUAUUUAGGAAUAGGAAAACAUGACCAUCUUCACUGGACAGAUACAACGAGGCUGGUAUACAUACCAAAUCCAAUAGUGCUGGACGUGAGGGAGCUGCUUGUUUCAAUUUGUUAUAAUGAACCUGGAUGGCAGUGGUCCGGAAGCUUUUUACCAGAUCAUCUGGGUGAUACACUACUGAAAAUGAGGAACUUUGUUUUCGGAACUUCCAACAUGAUACGGGUUGAAGUGCAGAAUGCUGACAUAUCCAUGGGAGACGAAAAGAUAGUUGGAAACAUCAAGGGAAACUCAGGGACCAACUUGAUUCUUUUUUCGGAUGAUGAUACUGGGUAUAUGCCAUACAGAAUUGAUAACUUCUCAAAAGAGAGCCUUAUCCUACCAGGUAAGAGAUUGCGAAUAUAUCAGCAGAGAUGUGAAAAGUUUGACGCAGUCAUUCACUCCUAUGCUUCUUACCAGUACACCUGGGAUGAACCCUGCUAUCCUCGUCGUCUUAUUGUGGAGGUACCUGGAGAGCGAGUUUUAGGAUCAUAUGACCUUGAUGAUGUUAAAGGAUAUAUGCCUGUUUACCUGCCGUCAACCUCUGAGAAGCCCGAGAGGACUUUCUAUUUAUCCGUACACGCAGAGGGAGCAACGAAGGUCCUUAGUGUGCUUGAUUCAAAUUACCAUAUGUUUAAUGAUGUGAAGAAGUCAAGUUUCGCACAUGCUACAGAGAAAAGGUUGUAUGAUCACAAUGUAGUAAGGGCUUCGGCAUACAAGGAGAAAAUAUCAAUUUUUGUUCCAUAUAUUGGGAUUUCAUUGAUUGAUUCAUACCCACAGGAAUUGCUUUUUGCCUGUAUUAAGGAUGUUCAAAUGAAUCUACUGCAAAGUGUGGAUAGGCAAUGUUUUUCCUUGCUGAUAUCAAUCUUACAAAUUGAUAACCAAUUGCGCUCGACUCCAUAUCCAGUUAUGCUAUCCUUUGACGGUGGAUACAGAUCUGGCCAAGUUGAUAAUUUGCAAUCCAGGAAUGAUGUUACAAAAGCAAGAAUCGAAAAUUUAAGUCAAAUGGGCAGCUCUUCUGUUCCUGUGUUAUGCCUAGAAAUAUCAAAGUGGAGGAAAAAGGACAUUUCAUUUAUUUCAUUUGAAUACAUAAAAUUGAGAAUUGAAGAUUUCCGUCUUGAGAUUGAACAAGAAGUUAUAUUAAGCUUGUUUGAGUUUUUCACAAAUGUCUGUUCAGGGCUGCAAUAUGGAAUCACGCCAUCUCCAGUUCAUUAUGAUGGAGCAUCACUAGAGAAUUCAUCCUCAUUUGUUCAAACUAGUGAGAAAUUCAGAUUAAGUGCUGACCAGUGUCCUCCAAGAGUUGCUCCCAUGUUCAAUGGAAAACCUAAACGGGUUGCCGCUUUGCCUUCCAUUGUUCCAAUUGGAGCCCCAUGGCAGGAAAUCUAUCUGUUGGCUAGAACCCAGAAGAAAAUUUAUAUUGAAAUGCUUGAAUUAGCACCAAUAAAGUUGACUUUAAGUUUUUCCAGUGCUCCAUGGAUGCUUCGGAAUAGGAUCCUGACACCAAAGGAAUUUCUUAUCCAUAGAGGUCUUAUGGCUCUUGCUGAUGUUGAGGGAGCACAUAUUUAUUUGAAGGAUUUAAUCAUUUCACAUCAUAUGGCUAGUUUGGAAUCCAUUCAGGAGAUUCUAAUUAGGCAUUAUAACCGCCAACUACUUCAUGAGACUUACAAGUUGUUUGGUUCGGCUGGUGUCAUUGGUAAUCCCCUGGGUUUUGCACGGAGCAUGGGCCUUGGCAUUAGAGAUUUUUUGUCUGUGCCUGCGAAGAGCAUUGUGCGGAGCCCUACUGGACUUAUUAUGGGAAUGGCUCAAGGCACCACUAGUCUUUUAAGCAACACAGUGUAUGCUAUUAGUGAUGCAGCUUCUCAAUUCAGUAAAGCUGCGCGCAAGGGUAUUGUUGCAUUUACAUAUGAUGAUCAAGCUGUCUCAAGGAUGGAGAAACACCAGACAACUGUAACUUCUGACAGCAAAGGUGUAAUUAAUGAAGUAUUAGAGGGACUCACAGGUCUUCUCCAGUUUCCAAUAACAGGAGCUGAGAGGCAUGGUCUUCCUGGUGUCCUCUCUGGAGUUGCGUUAGGGAUUACAGGACUUGUGGCUAAACCUGCUGCUAGUAUACUUGAAGUUACGGGAAAAACUGCACUCAGUAUUAGAAAUCGUAGUAGACCCAGUCAAUUAAGACAGCAACACUUCAGGAUUCGGCUUCGAAGGCCUCUGUGCCGUGAAUUUCCAUUAAAACCUUAUUCGUGGGAAGAAGCAGUUGGGACAUCCGUACUUGUUGAAGCUGAUGAUGGUUUGAAGUUCAAAGAUGAGAAGUUGGUGGCUUGCAAAGCCCUUAAAGAAGCUGGUAAAUUUGUUGUCUUAACCGAAAGAUUUGUACUGAUUGUUUUCAGUGCAAGUUUGAUAAACUUAGGCAAGCCUGAAUUUUGUGGCAUCCCUGUUGAUUUGGAGUGGAUAAUUGAAUGGGAGAUUGGACUAGAGAAUAUAAUACAUGCUGACUGUAGUGAAGGGGUUCUACACAUAGUUGGUAGUAGGCCAGACUCCUUAUUGAGGCAAAAUCAGCACUCUCCCAAGGGAGGUAGUGGUGGCAGAACUAGAUCUGUACGUUGGAACCAAUAUGGCACUCAUCUUCCAUUUCCUCAGACAAACUUGGAACUAGCCAGUAAGGAAGAUGCAGCCAAUUUGUUACAGAUUUUAUUGUCUGCUAUCGAAAAAGAGAAAGGUAAAGCGUGGGACUGUGGGCGGAUUCUGCAUCGGGCUAGAAUGAAAUAG
This is a messenger RNA of Sphenostylis stenocarpa, 7824 nucleotides long. The record is from the annotation of a GenBank genome assembly. NCBI's taxonomy places the organism in Eukaryota, Viridiplantae, Streptophyta, Magnoliopsida, Fabales, Fabaceae.